CGUGAAGCCUCCUCUAGUCUCGAGUGCGAUUGCUGGAUCAACUCGCGUCUCCGCCUGUUAUACUCGGGCAACUUGCUACCAGAACACCACUACACGACCAGACGUCGACACACUUGCUCCGGCCACCAUGUCCCUUCCUGUACGGUCUCCUACUGUCAAGGAACCCUCUCUAGAACCUCCACUUCCGGUCGACUCGUCUCACGACGCAUCCACAGCAACCAUUGCUCCAAUUUCCUCGAAUCAAACUCAGCAAUCUCUCAAAACGACACCAAUCAGCACUGAGCCUGUCUCCGCUUCCAACGGCACCGGUGCUCCUUCUCCUUCUGGCUCAGUUGCCUCGUCUACCUCUAUCGAGAGCAAGAAGCGCGCUCACGCCGAGGUCGAGGAUCGUCAGACUACUAUGACCUCAGCCAAGCGCGUCAAGAAGGCGGCUGCGAGCGCUGGUACGAAGCCUGCGCGAAAAGGUGCACCUCCCGCACCUCGUGUCGGCACCCGCUCCAGUGGUCGCGCCCGGAAGGCUCCUGAGCGAUUCGAAAACCUCGCUUCGCCACCAAAGCCGGCUACCACGACAGCUCGCAAGCCCGGAGGCAGGGUGUUCGAGCCCGUCUACAUCACCACCAACGCCAAUAGCCGCCUCAAGAAAAUCGACCUCUUUCACAUGCUCCUUAAAGCCAACGCUUGGACCUGCCUCACCUCCGAGCAGAAGCUUGAUAUCCUCGCCCUGCUCCCGCUCAAUCCCAUCAACGUCAAGCUCGCCAAUGACCUUCGUGCUGGUACCGCUGCUGAGGAUGCUCGCCCUCGAGAAGUUAGCCUCAACUUCAAUUUGUUCCGCACCGACGUGGCCAAGUUCAAGGAGGAUCUUUCAAAUGGCCAUCUCGGCAAGACAUGGCAGGCGUCUGCUGAGCAGGCCAUCAAAGAUCGCGCUGCGGGCGCCUUCGACGACUGGAAGGAGCAAGAGGCUGAGUUGUGGUGGGGUCAGAACUGAUCGCAACAGUUGAAGUGCUACGAUAUCAAGAUGUGACGAGUUAUUGAGGAUGCAGGCAUUCUCUUAUGCAUAUCGUUUUCGUACUUGUGGCACGUGCGGUUUGUCAUGCGACAGCGAUGUAUCGGUUGGUGUACGGCGACAGCGAAACCGCUUACGUCGCAUGUGGCAUUUGCUUUUUGGGAGCCC
Paraphaeosphaeria sporulosa is the source of this 1171-nucleotide messenger RNA. RefSeq lists its product as uncharacterized. The record is from RefSeq and is a predicted model, not a curated record. The coding region runs from base 128 to 985 and encodes 285 amino acids. The transcript has 4 exons. NCBI's taxonomy places the organism in Eukaryota, Fungi, Ascomycota, Dothideomycetes, Pleosporales, Didymosphaeriaceae.